Messenger RNA from Xenopus laevis (African clawed frog), 2455 nucleotides. It is a transcript of the gene ogfrl1.S, whose product is annotated as opioid growth factor receptor-like 1 S homeolog. Gene Ontology annotation, molecular function: signaling receptor activity; opioid growth factor receptor activity. The transcript is spliced from 7 exons. NCBI's taxonomy places the organism in Eukaryota, Metazoa, Chordata, Amphibia, Anura, Pipidae. The coding region runs from base 318 to 1877 and encodes 519 amino acids. The record is from RefSeq and is a predicted model, not a curated record. Gene Ontology annotation, cellular component: membrane.
CGCCUAGUUGAAAUGGGGAGGGAGGAGACUGAAAGAGGCAGGCGGGACCUGUCAGCACAAAAUAAGAGGAGCUCGCACUGUUACCAGCAGUGGGGAAGAUGAGAGAAGAGAAUUUUUAACAGUACACAGAUUUUAAAGUGGCAGAGAGCAAGACGCACUUGAAAGUGGUGCAUCAAUGUCCUCAAAUGGACACCGUACUGGGGCUCAGCCUGCGGCAGCAGUGUAACGUGGCACUCAAUGUACCUGUGCAGCUGCAUUUAUAGCAUACACAAAACAGUUCCCCACCUGCCUGCUACAAGCCGCACACAGCUGCGCCAAUGGGGAGCUUCUUCAGUGUAGCCGACUUCAAGGAGCCCACUACAAUAGAAGACUGUGACUCCACAUGGGAUACCGACUCCGGGGGCGAAGAGGAGCAGCCAGAAGCGGAUCAUGAGGAGGACGAGAGAGAGAAGGCAGAGAAGAGAGAAGAUGAUAAUGAAGGAGAAGUCAUCAAGCAGGAAGAGACCAAUGAAGGCUGUGAUGAGGAGACAACAGCCGAAAGUGUCAUAGCAGAAGGGAAGGCAGCGGUCCCUAACUCAGAGCAGGGUGACAGCAGCACCGCGGAACAGAACAUCAAACCAAAGAGAAGCUUUUAUGCAGCAAGGGAUUUAUUCAAGUAUCGACACCAAUAUCCACAGAAUUUUAAGGAUCUUCGCUCUCCAAAUGACCUGUGCAAUCUGAGAUUUUACAUGAAUAAGAUCCCUUUCAAACCAGAUGGCGUUAAUAUUGAAGAGAUUUUAAAUAAGUGGAAAGGUGACUAUGAAAAGCUGGAACAUAAUCACACCUACAUACAAUGGCUUUUUCCUUUAAGAGAGCAAGGCUUGAAUUUCUAUGCUAAAGAGCUGACUUCGUAUGAAAUUGAGGAAUUCAAAAAAACUAAGGAAGCAAUUAAGAGAUUCCUCUUGGCCUACAAGAUGAUGCUGGAUUUUUUUGGGAUCAAAUUGAUUGAUAAAAAUGGAAAUGUUUUACGGGCACCAAACUGGCAAGAGAGGUUUCAACACUUAAAUGAAUCGCAGCACAACUAUUUAAGAAUUACCCGGAUUUUGAAAAGUCUCGGAGAGCUUGGUUAUGAAAACUUUAAGCCGCCACUAAUAAAGCUCUUUCUUCAGGAGUCUGUUGUUGCCAAUACAAUUCCAAAUAUGAAGCAAAGUGCACUGGAGUAUUUUGUAUACACCAUUAAAGACAGAAGACAAAGGAGAAAACUUUUACGUUUUGCCUGCUUUCAUUAUAAGCCGCCUGAACACUUUAUUUGGGGACCACCAAAUAAAGAGAAGGCAGAUGAAAACAAAGCUGUUAAAAAGACAAACAUGCCAAGCUCCCAGAAAAAACACCUCCACGUAGAAAAGAAAUUGAGGCAUGCCAAAAGCAUCAAAGCCCCAGAGAGUCCAGCAGUUCAGCGGGCUGUAGAAAAUGGAACAGAAACCAUGCAAACUGAAGAAAUUAACAGACAGGCAACAGCUGAAGUUAUUUCUGUCAAUGAAAUAGAAGUUUGUGAUGAUGGAACAGUUACAACUGAGAACAAUAGCUGUACAACAGAAGAAACAGAAGCGUGUGAUGAUGGAACAGUUACAUCUGGUGACAAUUGCACUAAAUCAGAGGAAACCGACUCUGGCAAUGGUGAAACAAGGUCUCUGCACACAGAACAUGACUUGAAAAGACCUGAAGCUGCCAGUGAAACAUGCUGUACAAACAACAUUGUAAUAGUAGAGUCUACAGAGGAAGAAAGCAAAGACUGUUUAUGCAGCCUAUCGCCUGUUACAUCAAACAGUGAUGUGACUGAACUUCAAGUAGAAGGCAAGGGAACUUUAGACCUUUUACCAAAUGAUUUAGCCAAAUAAAAGCUCCAAAAAUCUCUAUCCGCGAUGUAAGGUGGUAUUUAUUGAUGGCCUUAAGUGAAUCUCUAUGAAUACAGUUCAUUUUCUGCCUAUGUUAUUGGGACUGUGCCAGAUCUGUAGACUUCUAAGUAGUCUAACAUUACAUAAUGAAGUAGCCCUGGCUCAGUGAAGCAAGUGGUUGCAUGGUCCUUAUAUAGGCACCAGUUUGGCACACAGCAAAAUAAAAUAGGUUGGACAUUAUCUUCCAGAACAUGAUAACUUCUAUUCAGACAUAUCUGUUUGGGGUCGGUGCUCAGAGUUAGAGGAUACAUCACAUGAAGCAAGCAAGAUUUCCUUUCCUUGCAAGAAAAUAAUUAGUAUCUGAAAUAUAUUUUUUCUGAAUUCAUAUAUGGUUUUUGUACUUGUGUGAUAUAUGCUACAAGAAUUCUAAUUAUUUUUUUAUACUUAUUAGAUAAAAGCGUCUCUCCAAGUCAUCAUAAUCUCUUUGUAAUUAGGUAAAACUGACUAGGAAGUGGUCCUUUCUGCUUUCUGAAUGUGAAGCUACUGUAUGCUAGGGAUUAAUUAAACAACCACAGAAUGCA